GGAAAUAAAGAAAUGUAACAUGUUUAAAACUUAUACGAAGGAAAUUAUAUAUUUGGUACAAAAUUUUAAAUGAAUGUUUAUUAAAAAAUGUCAAAUUUAAAUGUUCUUAACCUAAAAAGUUUUUUUUUAAUCUGCAAAGAUUUAUAUUAGAGGGCUUGUUUUCAUCAUGUAGACAUCUUGUUAAGACAAAACAAUUUGAAUGAACGCAAACAACAAAUCGCAUGCUUUGUUGCUGCUUUUGUGGAACCUGUAAUUGGUCCACAAAACGAGCGAUUGUGAGACAUUGCAUUUGAAUUUGUGUAUGAAAUUUUAAUUUGCAAUUUUACAAAUAUUAAUAUCUUGAUUGUUAAACUAUAUCUAGUUAAACUUAUUGAAAGUGUGGAAAUCCCAACUGUGAAAAUAGUUAUCGAUACUAUAAUAAAAUUUACGUAAAAGAAAAGAGUGAAUAAAUUACGAUGGAUGAUUAUAAGAUGGUGGAAAACUUCCAGUUGAAAGCCAAACAACAGGAUAAUGUAUCACCACGUGCUACUGAAGAUGUUGAUUUGGAGGAAAAGCAUUCACAGUUGAGGGGAUUUGCAGAAAAGUUGAGAGCGGAAUACCAUGAAGCUUACCGCCAAAUGACUGGAGAGUUGAGGCCUUCACACUUAAAAGGGUUCGCUGAAGUGCUAAUGAAGCAUCAAAAGCAUGUGGUACAAAAUCAAGAUGAAUUAAUCUGUGAAAUGAGAGAACAGUUGAUGAAAUCCCUGAAAAAUUCUUUAUAUCGAUUUUGGAAUGAAUAUGAUGUUACGGAUCGAGUAGCUGAAUUGGAAAUGUUAAAAGAGCAAUGCCAAAAAUUCAAAGGAAGCUCAUGGAAUGUCCGUCUAAUGAAUCCUUUACAGAGAACUUUGCCGUUACGAAUGCGCUUUAAGGAAGCCAGAUUACAUUACCUAGAAAAACAACUGAAUUAUCAAAAUGAACAAUUAAAGAGUUUAAUGGCGGUGAAUUGUAGAGAACGGUCUCGGGUUUGCAACAUGGAACAGCAAAGAAAAUCGAUGUUAGUGACUUUAGUACGAUACACUAAAGAUAUCGAGAAGAGAAAGUUGCUUGGCAAGCAAAUAACAACCCAUUUAAUGUUUAAUACUGAUUAAGAUUUUGUUUUAAAAUAAAGAUAAUAAUGAAUUAUU
Molecule: messenger RNA, 1163 nt
Organism: Bactrocera oleae (olive fruit fly)
Lineage: Eukaryota; Metazoa; Arthropoda; Insecta; Diptera; Tephritidae
Source: RefSeq, a predicted model, not a curated record